Exophiala oligosperma is the source of this 876-nucleotide messenger RNA. RefSeq lists its product as uncharacterized. The transcript has a single exon. The coding region runs from base 228 to 716 and encodes 162 amino acids. The record is from RefSeq and is a predicted model, not a curated record. NCBI's taxonomy places the organism in Eukaryota, Fungi, Ascomycota, Eurotiomycetes, Chaetothyriales, Herpotrichiellaceae.
UCCGGCCUCCAUCGGUCUCUCGCAGUCUUCCGGAUUCCGGUAGAGUUCCCCUAAAUCAGUGGAGCUCACUUUCAACUCGAAUAUGCAGACUAGUCAAGCUAUGAUGCUUGGUCCUCCGAGAUCUAGGAUAUAUUUAUUCACUUUAACUUGACUCGGAACGACUAUCAGACCAAUCUCAUUCAUUCAGACCUGCAGUUAGAGGUCCUUUUUUUGCGAUAUUAUUUACAAUGUCUGGCUACGAUUCAAGUCACUUAUCACAGGCCGAUUCUGGAAAGACAUCCCGAACGCGGAACUUCAUCGAGACCUUGUUCUCCAGAAAGGACGACUGGGAUAAUGCUUUCCCGGAGGCGCUGGCGGAUGAUCUAGUCUGGAUCACGAACGGCUCGUCUCCGAUAUCUGGACGUUAUGAAAGCAAGCAGGCCUAUGCCGACAGGGUUCUCAAGCCGAUGCAUGAAAUUGUGGAAAGGAUCCCGGCCCCGACUGUCAAACAUAUCUUUGCCGAUGGGCUCUGGGCCGUGGUUCAUUGGAGAUGUGAAGGUGUCAAGGCUAAGAAUGGUGCGAGCUACGAACAGGACUAUUGUUGGCUCAUCAGGACCAACGGUCAUCCGGAAAACAAGAUAGUCGAGAUCAUAUCCUGGUUCGAUCCAGCCAAGCUGUCCCUGGCAAUGGAAGGGACGAGUGUGACGUUUCCGGGUGCACAGUCCAAGAUUGAGUAAGAUCUGGGGGCUGGAUUGUGGUCUGCAUAGACUCUUUUGGAAUUGGGGGACAGAGUACGAAGUAUGUAGGGAUUCAGAACGUGUUAGGACUGUUACAUGGAGCCAUUGGAUAAGCGUUUGUACGCGGCUUUAAUAUUUGCUGCUAUACCUCACUCCGGAC